Molecule: messenger RNA, 4988 nt
Organism: Coccinella septempunctata (seven-spotted ladybird)
Lineage: Eukaryota; Metazoa; Arthropoda; Insecta; Coleoptera; Coccinellidae
Product: nuclear factor related to kappa-B-binding protein
Exons: 8
Coding region: 239-4762 (1507 amino acids)
Cellular component (GO): Ino80 complex
Molecular function (GO): protease binding
Source: RefSeq, a predicted model, not a curated record
UAUUAUAUACUUUAAAUCUCUAUUCAUUAAUUCUUUGAAGAGAUAAAACGUAGAGCUAAUUCAGCAUUCAACGGAGUUGAUGGCUUUCGAUAAAAUGGUUUCGCGGCCCACCACUAGCCUAGUAUCUGCGUUGUUUCGGUAUAUCCGCAAUGCAGGCGUGCCUAAGCAUUUUAAGCUCAUAGUGAGUGUGGCUGUGAUAUUUCUGGAUAAAACCUAAUUCUUAAAAUAAAGGCUGAAAAUGGAUAGUAACAGUUCAGAAGAUUCCUGUGUAUCAGAAUAUUCAACAGAAUCAUCAGAUGAAGAUGGAAUGGAAGUAGCUCAAAUAAAUGGUGCAAAGCUACUUCUGCCCCAAGGUUUAUGUGAUAAAGAAGAUGUUUUCAAAGAAUUCUUUUCCCCCAACUUAUGGAACUCCUUAUCUAAUGAAAAUAAAACUCAUCUCAAAGCUUUCUUGCCCAAGUUCCCAGAAAACGAUGAAGAGGAAAAGAACAUUACAUUGGAAAGAUUAUUCAAAUUUGAAAAAUUCAAAUUCAAUAGUCCUCUUCAACAAUUUCAUGAGAAUCUUAAAGCAGGAUACUUUAGGCCGGAUAUUGCUAGAAUGAGAAAUAUGAUUCGGAAAGCAGAACAUAAAGAAGCAAAAUAUAGGUACAAGAAUCAUAAAGAACUGUUAAAAAAUUCUGUCUUGGAGUCCAGAAGAAAUUUACUGAAUCAAUUGAGAAACCUACCACCAGGCUCUGAACCUAAAGUAAAUAAGGUGGAUCUAACAAAUUCAGAUAUUAUAAGGCAUAGGACUAAGCGAAGAUAUUUUCAAAUAUUGUCAUCUAUAAGAGCAAAGACAGAGGAAGUUUGUUCUUCUGAUGAAAAUUAUUUAGAAACUACAGUUUCUAUUUCAAGAAAACAGAAGAGAUUUUUGAAUGGCAUAAAAAACUCUUUGCCAAAUACUUCGGAACAGAAGUUUUUCUGUAGUUUCACAGGAACUAGUAGUAUUAAUGAUUUAGAAAGGUAUAUAACUCCAAAUACAAAUCCAUUCUACAUAAAUGAAGAUGCCUAUAGGAAUAUUUUGAGGAAACAUAAGAAAAGAAAACAAGAGGACACUGAAAAUCCAGAAUUCAAUACUAGGAGCAUCACCCUUCAAGAAGUGAUACAAAGGACUCAAUUACCUUAUUUGAAAAUAGUGAAAGUUCCCCCAUCAAAAAUUAGUGCUAGUGAUCAAAGACCUCCUAGCAGAAAAAAAAUUAAAAGGGAUUCUAGUUACUUUAAUCAUGUACGGAAUAUUCAUCCACCUGUGACUUCUAAUAGUGAAAAUGAAAGUGAUUCGGAUUCAGUUAUUGAUGCAGUAUCUGUUCAGCAAGUGAAACAAAUUAAAACUGAAAGUACAUCAAUCAAAACUCCGAGAGUACCCCCAAUCAAAUCUGUGAAAGUAGAAGUGAAAAAAGAACCAGAAGAAAUGACAGUUGUACCUGUAUCUCAGGAAGUUGUAACUUCUAGCUCAAGUGUUAUAAAUUCUAUAAGUAACUUCUCGCAAUAUGGUAAAAUAAUGCCUGUUACUUUGUCAGAUCUAGAAGGAAUUGAUAUGAUGAAUUUGCCAAUUGAUUUAGAUAACUCGGAGAUUGAUCUUCUGGAUAUGAAUAAUAAGCCAGAGUUGAUGCAAGAAACACAUUCAAAUUUUUUGUCACUUAUCAGAGACAUUAUCUGUUCAACACCCGAACAUAGAAUGGACUUCCAAGUAUUAGAGAAGAGGUUGCAGACAUGGCAGGAAAGUCCAAUCAGUCCGUUGAAUGAUUGGUAUCCCCUUUGUGAGAGUUGGGUUGGAGUGUUGAAAUCGGCUGUUAAUUUUUUAUGUGGUAACACUUCAGAUGUGCCAAAUGAUUUUGUUCCAUAUUUGGAGUACAAACAACAAAUUGAUGCAUAUCAGUGGAUUGGGGCUGGUAGAGAUAGUGAUAGUUUAUUGGCACCUUUAUGUAAAUUUUGGCUGGAACAUCGGGACGAUUCCAGUACUGUGAAGGUGAAAGAAGAGAUAGAAGUGGAACUCAGUGAUAGAGCCCAAACACCACCUCCUCCAAGAUGUCCAACCAACUGGACAAUAAGGAAAGCCACCCAAGAAGAAGUCGAAAGGUUCCAAGAGCAGGAAAAAAGACGAUAUGAGAAUCCUCACAAAGCAUUUACCUAUUGCUGUAAUGGUUAUGAAUCGGUUGUUGCUCCUUUAAAGGGAAUAUACAAUCCAGCGGUUGGUAAUGCUAAGGCCAGAGGACACUCAAUUUUGACUGCAGAUCGACCAAACUUUGUAACAAUUCUAUCUCUGGUGAGAGAUGCUACUGCAAGAUUACCAAAUGGUGAAGGUACAAGGGGAGACAUAGUUGAGCUAUUAAAACAGUCCCAAUAUAUAAGUGCAAUGGCUACGGAUAGUGUUUUACAAACAGUCGUAAGUGGGGCGUUGGAUAGAAUGCAUACGCAAUUCGAUCCAUGUGUAAAAUAUGACACCAAAAGGAAGAUCUGGAUAUAUCUUCACAGAAAUAGGUCGGAGGAAGAUUUCGAGAAAAUCCAUCACCUACAAAGUGCAACGAAGACCCCCAAAAAGCCGCCCCGAAGAUCUCCAGCUAAACCCAAAGUCAAACAAACUAAUGAUAAAGUGAAACAGUCCAAGGAAAACAAUAGUUUGUCGUUGGAAAGUAUAACGGAAAAAAUUAAAAUUUCGAAAAAACCUAUCCAGACCAACACUGUCGCUCUCUCGUCCCCUAGUUUAUCAAGCUCAAAAUCGAAUUCGCUCCUUAUAAGCAACAAUAUACACCAACGAGAACCAUCACCUCCUACCAUACAGAUAUUGGAGAAUAUACCAGCAUCACCGUCACAAUCUCAAGAAGACCCAGAAAUAAGCCAAGCACUGCAAGCUAUUGUGGAUGGCCAUAUUCCCAGUCCGAAAUUGAAUAAAUCGAAAGCAAUGGUUAGGAUUUUGUCCCCUUCCCAGAGUAAAUCAUUAAUUUCACCUUCCGCUUCUGUGAUUAAGCAAGAAAAAAUGUUAUCCAAGCAGGCUAACGAACAAAUAGUUACGCAGCAGCUGAUUCAGAUGAGUGGAAAUCAAAAACAGACGAUACAGGUGAUUCAAACUCAGAGCACAGAUGAUGACAAAAAAUCGAAAUUAUUAACGACUUCACAACCGCAACAAAUCUUACAGAAUGUAACAGCCCAGCAGCUACAAAACAUAAAGAAUAUAACGUUGUUAAGAAAUAAUUCCCCAAUUCAGAAUAUCGAUUUGUCAUCGACAAUUUUAACGUCCACAUCAAGCGAUAGUAAUGAAGUGAAAAGUAUAACUGUUACUGUUAGUAAACCUACGUCAUUGACGGAACAGAUGGUCCAGCCUGGUAUUCAAAUAAAAACGCCAAACAACCUCACGCCCGCCCAGCAGCAACAAAUUCUCCAAACAAUAAAACAGAAAAUUUUACCCCAGACUGUAAUCGCAUCGCAGCAGCAGCAGCUGCUUCUGAAGCAGAAAUUGGUUCAAAAACAAGGGCAGAGUACUGCACCAGGUAUCUCGUUGCUUGGGCCAGCUAAAAUGAGUACAGGUAAGAAAUAUACAACUACAUCAAAAUCGGGAAUGGUUUCUAAUCAAACACCAGUGGUAGCCAAAGUAUUAACAAAUGCAGCGGGCCAAGUAAUUUCUGUAGAGAAUUUACUAGCUCAUCAAAAACAACAUGGAUCGUUACCACAAGGAACUACUUUGAGGGUAUCGGGUACCAAAGGAGGACAGCCAAAUAUCAUUCACCUUACAGGCACGUCAAAGCAGAACACGAUAGCUCAAUUCGCAGUUGCAUCACAAAGUAAUCUAAUAGCUUUAACGACUCAACCCAAACUAGUUGUGGCUUCUCCUACCACAUCAACAGUUACUUCCACCAUAACAUCAAAUAAAUCGAAUAACCGUGAAAGGAUCAGAGGAACGCAGCUCACUAAAUUGCCACCAAAAGUAACACAACAAUUAAUUAACGCGAAAAUUAUUCAAAAUAUCGAAGGACAAAAAGUUGUACAACCGAAAUUGAUUGUUGGGCAAGGAGCCCAGUUGAAAUUAACUUCCAGUGGGAAAAACGUCUCUAUACAGAAACCAACACUGAAUAUAGGCGCAAACUCGAAUGCAAUAAGGAUGGUGAACACGGCAAACUUGAAUCUAACGCAUAUAGGUGGAAAGCCAGUGUUGUUUGCUAGUAAAGGAGCUACGAUACAAAACAUUCAGGGUCAAAAUGUAAUAUUACAAACGCAGCCAGGCUCGUCCGGUCCGUCUCUGGUCCUUCAAAAUAGCAAAACUUUCCAAUCUUCCACCGUUCCUAAGAGUUCGAAUAAUAUCAAUAUAAUAAAUCAACAGAAUGUUGUUUUGGGGUCUCAAGUGAAAAUGCAGCAGCCGCAAGUGGUAUUCAAGAAUAAUGCGAUGAAUCAAGUAACGCAAAGUCAUAUAGUUUUGGGUGGCCAGCCAGUGAGGUUGCACACCAGUACAACCCCCACAACACAGAGAUUGGUGUUAGCUAGUCAGGGACAAGGAGGACAAAUAGUUGCACAGCAGAUUCUCCUUCCUGCUGGCUUCCAAGGUACUGCUAUCAAUAUUAAGGCCCUCCAAGGAGUCAAGGUUAUUCCCAUUGCCCAAGCUCACAGUCAGAAUAGAAAUCUUCAAGGUAGGCAAGUAUUUGCUCGAGUGGUGAGUCCCACAAUAAAUACAAAAACCCAGCAAAGUACAAAUACAAAUGAAAAGCAAGAAGAGUCCAAUUCUCAAGAUGAAGUGUAAAUAUGGAAGUAUGAACUAUGAGAAAUAUAAUUUUAUUUCAAUUAAAAUUGUAAAUAGUACUAAUAUUUAGAUGUUUUAAUUUGUGAUGUAAUUAAAUGCAAUGAUUUUAAUGAAGUUUCAAGUUAACUUAAUUUAUGAAUGUAAUGUCUAUUAAAUGCAAAAAGAACAUUCAGUUGAAGCAAAUAUGUGACUAUCCUUUUGUUACAUAAAUCGGAGUUUUUAGCUA